This is a messenger RNA of Solenopsis invicta (red fire ant), 818 nucleotides long. RefSeq lists its product as uncharacterized. The record is from RefSeq and is a predicted model, not a curated record. The coding region runs from base 153 to 593 and encodes 146 amino acids. Lineage: Eukaryota; Metazoa; Arthropoda; Insecta; Hymenoptera; Formicidae. The transcript has 2 exons.
UUAUUUUUGUUAUGUGGCCACACUGUACUUUAAUUAACCUAGAAGUUGCAGCUAAAUUGUUCGUGAUAAUGUGAUUAUAUUUAUGGAUUUCAUGCUGUAAAAAACAAAUAUUUAAAAAAAGAAAGGAAAUAUAAUAAGAGUAUAUGUGAACCAUGUCGUAUGAUUCGACGUCAGCCCGAAAAAUUACAAAAUCCAAUGUGGACAAGGCUAUAAAUCUUGUAAUGAAAUGCAAUGAGAGAAAAGGACGAAAGAAAGAAAUUGAAGAGGUUACAAACAAUAAAGUUACUCAUUAUUGCAAGAAGUUUCAAGGCGAUAGGAAAAGUAGGACAUCGGUUGUAGGAUUUUCAAAGAGUUUAGUAUUAUCAGAGAUGCAAUCUUACAUCGCUCGUCAAGAUUGGAAGCAUGCGUUAAAUUUAUUUCCUCGACUUCUUGAAUGUCCUGUCGAAUUAGAACCUUUAAUAUGGCGGUAUGCGUUUAUAAUUUUACUGCAUGCAAACGAUCCGUCGCAUCUCCAACAAUUUUUCGAACAGUGUAUUGGCAAUCAAAGUUCAAAUAAUGGAGUUUUGUUAGAAAAGUUGUUAUUACCUCUGUAGGAUGAUAAUUGAUGUCAAAGUAGUCUAUUUUACAUUAUGAUGUUCAUGUUAAGUCAAUAUACAGUAUUUGUUAAAUACCGAUCUUUGUACAAUGAUUGUAUUACAUCUGAUUACAAGCCGUAUAAACUAUACGUCCGACGUGUAUUCUUUAAUAGUUAAUCGUCGAUUAUUUUAUACAUAAUUAUAUUUAUACAUAAACAUCGAAUAAAAAAGCAAUUCGUGAAA